Messenger RNA from Panicum virgatum (switchgrass), 1269 nucleotides. RefSeq lists its product as uncharacterized. Lineage: Eukaryota; Viridiplantae; Streptophyta; Magnoliopsida; Poales; Poaceae. The record is from RefSeq and is a predicted model, not a curated record. The transcript has 2 exons. Bases 1 to 1269 code for a protein of 422 amino acids.
AUGAUCACACGAGCCAAGGUCGGCAUCCACAAACCCAACCCCAAGUACGCCCUCACCUCUACCAGCUCCACCAUUUCCCCCGUGCCGCCCUCGGUUCGCGCUGCGCUCAAGGACCCCAACUGGCACGAUGCCAUGCGCCACGAGUUCGAUGCCCUCCUCCGCAAUGGGACUUGGUCACUCGUCGACCGGCCACCCGGUGCGCGCGUCAUCUCUGGCAAAUGGGUGUUCAAGCACAAGCUGCGCUCCGACGGCACGCUGGAGCGUUACAAGGCCAGGUGGGUGGUACGCGGCUCCAACCAACGACCCGGCGUCGACUUUGGUGAAACGUUCACGCCGGUCGUCAAACCAGCCACCAUCCACUCGGUGCUCGCCGUCAUCGCCUCCAAGCAGUGGCCUGCACACCAACUCGACGUCUCCAACGCCUUUCUCCACGGCCACCUCAAGGAGCGCGUGUUCUGCCAGCAACCUACAGGGUUUGCCGACUCCACGCGUCCCACAGCUGUCGACGACAUGAUCCUGUCCGCAUCGUCCUUGAGCCUUCUUCAGCAGCUGAUCGGCCGUCUCAAGUCCGAGUUCGCCGUCAAGGACAUGGGCGAUCUCUCGUACUUCCUCGGCAUCGAUGUACAUCGCUCCGGUGACGGCUUCUUCCUCUCGCAAGCCAGCUACGUCCACGACCUUCUCGAGCGCGUUGGCAUGACCAACUGCAAGCCGGUGGCCACGCCAUGCGACACCAAGCAGAAGGCCUCGGCUCUCGAUGGGAAGCCCGUCAGCGAUCCCUCCUUCUACCAGAGGAUGGCCGGCGCCCUCCAGUACCUUACCCUCACCCGACCGGACAUCGCGCUCGCAGUGCAACAGGUGUGCCUCCACAUGCACUCGCCCACGGAAGUGCACGCCGGCAUGCUCAAGCGAGUCCUCCGCUACAUCAAGGGCACGUCGUCCCUCGGCGUUCAUCUCCGCGCCUCGCCAUCGACGACCUUGACCGCCUACUCCGACGCGAACACGAGGCGUUCUACCACCGGUUUCUGCGUGUUCCUCGGGGAUUCCCUGGUGUCAUGGUCUGCCAAGCGCCAGACCAUGGUGUCCUGCUCCAGUGCGGAAGCCGAAUACCGGGGCGUCGUCAACGCCGUCGCCGAAUGCACCUGGCUGCGUUCCCUGCUCGGCGAACUCCACCAUGGCGUCUCCAAGGCCACGCUUGUGUUCUGCGACAACGUGUCCACCACGUACAUGUCGCGCAACCCGGUGCAUCUGUCACAAAACCGCCUAAAUUAA